GGCACUUGUCACGCGUAUUCGGAUCUUGUCUACCUAGGGUCGAAUACGCCUUUCACUGUCGCCGAAAUGCUAUCCCAAGUACCGACAUAUGCGUUUGCUGGAACACUUCUCUGCAGCUACUUCAGCGUCGUCUUUUCACAGCAACAUUCGUUUCAAGCACCUCCAUUGACCUUCUCCGAUUCAGAAUCUUAUCAGUUUCAACGGCCAAUUCACAGAGUAGCUAUCAUUGGUGCAGGCGUGGGAGGGCUUAUCAGUUACAGGGAGUUUCUUCGUGCUGGCUACGAAGUGACUUUGUACGAACGAGACGAGCAGCCUGGCGGUGUAUGGCAUUACACAGAAGAGGUCCCUCUGAAUGCCCCUGUUCCUAAUGCUAUACCAGCCUCAGCAGAUUACACUCCAUGUCUACCACCACAUGGAGUCAAACUUCCCUACGAAGUGGAAUCUGUCGACCAAGAUCCGCAGACUCUCUCCGAACAAAGAAGAGCCCAUAGAGCGCCAAAGCCCGUAUGGUCAUUACUCAAGUCCAAUGCACCGGCGCCCGACCAGCAGAUACGUGACUGGAAAUGGCCAGAAGAUACACCAUGGGAACUCCCUCAAGAAAUGAUUCAGCGUUAUGUACGCUCGUUUGCGUCAUUGCACGGAAUCAACGCCAAUGAUGAAAACCCCAACGUGUUCUAUAAUACCCGCGUAGAACUUGUCGAGAAGAAUUAUAUUAACGACACGGAAGCCGGAUGGAGUCUCACUCUGAAGCAAUUUGUGAAGACCGGAGAAAAGUCCACUAAAGCUCGUUGGUGGAAAGAGAACUUCGAUGCUGUGGUCAUAGCAACGGGAAGAUACAAUUCACCUAGCGUUCCUUCUAUCUCUGGCCUCUCAGAAUGGGUAGCCAGAUAUCCAGACAAUAUAUCUCAUUCGCGCCAAUAUCGUCGACCCGAUUUGUAUCAAAACAAGUCGGUUCUUGUGGUUGGUGCAGCUGCCAGCGGCGCUGAGAUCGGGAUAGAACUCAGCCCGUUCGUUUCCAAGCUCUAUGUCUCGACAAGGCCCGAUAAAGCCACCGCUCCUCAUUAUCCUCUCAGCUUCUACGUUCCAAAGUUGCCUAAGAACACGACCAUGAUAGGCGAAAUCAAGCGGUUUCAUCCCGCUAAUCGCGAAAGCAAAACAAUGAACCAAGAGAAGAUUGAACUUGCCAACGGAACUAUCAUCACAGGAGUGGAUCACAUCAUCUUCAGCACUGGUUUCAGAUAUACCUACCCGUUCUUACCACAAUACCUGGACCCUACCCUAGGACCUAACGAUACUGCUCGAGAUGGUGUACCUCAACCUCUAGUGACCGAUGGGACUCACGUUCGGUCCCUCUAUCUUGAUACCUUCUAUAUCGAGGAACCCACAAUCGGGUUCAUAAACAUCAAUGCCGGUAUGCAGUCCUUCGUGUAUGGGGAAUACCUAGCUGUUGCGCUUGCGUCAGUCUGGAAGGAUAGGGCGAAGCUACCGACAACGAAAGAAAUGUGGAAGAGGUACCACAAGCACGUCAAUGAAAAGGGUGGCUACGGGAAACACUUUCAAUUCCUUGGCUCACAGGUUGCGCAUGAUAUGAUACGAUACUUCGUUGGAUGGGUGAAUGAGGCGGCAAUCAAGUACGGAGGUAGACAGAUCGACGGGCCUUCUGCGGCGAAUAAUGAGAUUCUUGCAAUUUGGUCGCUUGCACGCUUUGGAACUAGUGAGUUCAACGACGUAACGCCAAUCGGGGGACUUUUGCCACUAGCAAACCCAUCUUGGGAUGACUCAACAACAAAACUCUCAUGGUCGGAAAUGAAAAGGCAGGCGCUGAACAAUAUGUAUCGUGACUACUGGUAAAGGACUGUGCCAUAAAAUGGGCACACUAUAUGUUUAUACUUAGAAGAAAGAGGGGAUAUCGAUGACACUAAACACCAUCUUCCAUCGUGAUCAUCCCCCAAUACGAUCAGAUGUUCCUGGC
Molecule: messenger RNA, 1972 nt
Organism: Marasmius oreades (fairy-ring Marasmius)
Lineage: Eukaryota; Fungi; Basidiomycota; Agaricomycetes; Agaricales; Marasmiaceae
Exons: 15
Coding region: 67-1851 (594 amino acids)
Molecular function (GO): NADP binding; flavin adenine dinucleotide binding; N,N-dimethylaniline monooxygenase activity
Source: RefSeq, a predicted model, not a curated record